GGUCUCUGGAGCUCUGCAAGAGGAGGGAGUUUUUGCAUGCUGACGCUUUGGCUGUGGUGAAGCACUCCAUGCUGAAGAUGGACCAUGCAAACAUGACCCAAGCCACACUUGGUGCCGAGUCCCACAGUACAGAGAAGAGCAGUGGCAAUGAGUAUCUUUACAUCCUGAUUGUCAUGUCUUUCUAUGGGGUCUUCCUGAUUGGGAUAAUGCUUGGCUACAUGAAAUCCAAAAGAAAAGAGAAGAAGUCCAGUUUGCUUCUGCUCUACAAAGACGAGGAGAGAGAAUGGGGGGAAGCUGUCAAGCCUCUACCCACCAUAUCGGGGCUGAAGUCUGUCCAGAUCCCCAUGAUGCUGAACAUGCUGCAGGAGAGCAUGGUGCCAUCCCUGUCCUGUGCCAUCUGCUCAAUGGAAGGCAGCAGCGUGAGUUCCGAAUCCUCCUCCUCCCCAGACGUCCACUUCACCAUCCAGGAGGAAGUGCUGGAUGCUGAGCUGGGGGAAGUGUCAGAGACACUCCUCAAUGAGAGCAGCGAGGGAUCUGCAGAAAACCUUCACAAGAACUCCUAGCACUCGCAGACCUACCUUCAACAGCUGCCAAUGGGGCAGUGGAGCUCCCACUAAGAACUUGUGGUUCUCCUUCCCUGUUCUCCAAUGAACUCUGAACAGGUACCUGUGCCCCUAGGCCUGAGGCGCUCCCAGAGCUGGCAGGAUAAGGAUGCAGUGGCGCUCAACUCCAACGUGUAACUUGCACAUCCUUGGGCUGCUUAAUUUUGAUGUUUCCAAUAUGAUUUCUCUACCAUGAGAGCAAAGAAGGAGGAGAAUGUAUUUUCUCAUGAGGUAACUGUCACUGACAUGUCUCUGCAUAGCUUGGAAUUCUGCAAAAAUGUGAGAAGCAUUUAGGGCAGUUACCCUGAGCCCAGUGCCUGGUUCUUAGAGGUUAUGGGCAAUGCUCAUGGGAACAAAACUGUGGCACACCAGAAGUGCUUCCACUGUGGGUUUUGGUUUUUCUAACCACAUCCAGCAGCAGACUUGCUCAAUGAGGCCUCAAAAGCUGAGAAUCUGUUGAUGCUAUAGGUGAAAGGAGAUUGCAGUAUGGCUGGAGACUAACUUCAGGCACAGAAAGAACGAGAUUAAAAGACCAGAGGCGGACUCUAGAGCCCGGUUUCAGGUCCUACCACUCGAUCUGUCUUUGCUUCACUUGUAGCCAUGCUGACUGGCUCAGGUUCACCAGAUUCUGCUGCAAUCCACCCUUUGACUGUGUUACCAGUAGGAAAAGUGUGGUUUCAGUUUGCUUUUUAUCUCUUUAAAAGCUAUGUACAUUUGAUCACUAAAGGCAAAGAUCUGUACGUUAAAGAUGGCACAAAAAGGUCUUUGCUGCAAGAUGCAAAGCAUAGAAAGGCUUGAACAAAUGCUGCUCUGUUACACCCCUUUGAAAAACAGGUGGGAAGCAAGAUAGGAUUUAACCAACAAGGGUGAGAUUCUUGGCCAGUGGAAGUCACCAGCUGAGUUCUCCUGGCUUCAAGGGACAUGCAGAAGAUUUUAUGCUUCUCUGUUGGAGUUAAACUGUCCAUUUGAGGUCAGUACGACUUUCACCCAUGUGCAUCCUUAAGGAAUCCAGACUUUCUGCUCUACUGAAGGUAGAUAAACAUUGCAUCACCUUCCCCCCCUCCCACCAGCUUGCAUGUGACACAUGCAUUUCUGUACAGUCGUUAUUAACUAGCUUUUACAACUACCACCAACUUCCCCCUCCCCCUAAUUUAAAGGUACUGUGAUUGUCUCAGAUGCUUAUGAAACCAGCUACUAAAUAAUUGCACUGUUAAAAGAAGGAAGGACAAAUAAAACUAGCAGAGUGACUGUUUCAAUCAUACUUUAUAUUUUGUAAUAACUUAAUAAGUUAUUGAUGUUUGGGUUAGCCCUGAAGCAUGAGAGCCCAAGAGCCGGAAUCUAAAGCCUUGGCGCAGCACAAACGUUUGCAACAGGUCUCCACAUGUUUCCUGCCCUUAAAAAGCUCCGUGAUUUAUCCACUGGCGUGAGAGCUUGAGAGGCAGCUUGAAAAGCACGGCUGCUGAGCAGCAGAAGCCAGCUCCUUCUGCCCCUGAGGAGGGAGAGCUCUGCUUUUGGCUCGGAGGGUUAACACGCUGCAGCCUGCAGAGCUAUCGCUCCCUAUCUCUGCUCAACACAGAACAAAAGCUCCUUUGUUGCUCAGAAAGAGUCUGAUCCCGUUCAGACUGAAGGCAGUGGGAGUUUUUCCACUGACUUCAGUGAACUUUGGAUCAGACCAUAAAAAAAAAAACCCAACCACCCAGCUUUUUGGUAGAUUUACUCCAAAAAGGGGCAGUUUCAGCUUUUGGAAGAAGCCAACUGGAGUUUGGCGCUUUGCCUGGAAUCACUUGAAUCCCAAAACUUUCCAAACCAGACUGACAUAGGCAAGUUGUCACAUUUUCCAUUGCUUUCUCCUCCAGCCUUUUACUUUAGCUAUAAACGUAUUUCUAGCUGUAAAAAAACAAACCCCAACCCCCCCUCCCUUCCCCCUCCCUCCCUUUCUAAAUGAUGUAUAUAAUUCCUAGCAUCGAGUUGUAUAUAAUUGUCUGGUGUAUUUAAGGUUUGUUGUUUCUACUGGCACUAAGUUUUAUUUAAAUAAAGAAACACGUUUCCUGGAA
Molecule: messenger RNA, 2656 nt
Organism: Pogoniulus pusillus (Red-fronted tinkerbird)
Lineage: Eukaryota; Metazoa; Chordata; Aves; Piciformes; Lybiidae
Gene: KCNE4
Product: potassium voltage-gated channel subfamily E regulatory subunit 4
Exons: 2
Coding region: 69-563 (164 amino acids)
Biological process (GO): regulation of ventricular cardiac muscle cell membrane repolarization; regulation of heart rate by cardiac conduction; membrane repolarization during action potential
Cellular component (GO): membrane
Molecular function (GO): delayed rectifier potassium channel activity; voltage-gated potassium channel activity involved in ventricular cardiac muscle cell action potential repolarization; transmembrane transporter binding
Source: RefSeq, a predicted model, not a curated record